Molecule: messenger RNA, 1336 nt
Organism: Cinara cedri
Lineage: Eukaryota; Metazoa; Arthropoda; Insecta; Hemiptera; Aphididae
Source: the annotation of a GenBank genome assembly
AUGACGGAAGUAAAAAAAUNAGUUGGCGGUAUUGGAGGGUUUGGAGUUACGGGCGGUGCGCAUAGAUAUUACACGCAUAGAUCAUUCAAAGCGAAAUUGCCAUUACAAAUUAUACUUUUGGCGUGUUACACGGUAUCGGGACAGGUACGGUACAUCGGAUGGAUUUCGAUUGAAAAUAAUACGAUGACAAUAUAUUAAUACAUCUACGCAUUUAGAACAGCAUACCGGACUGGGUUAGAGAUCACCGGGUCCAUCACAAAUUCAGCGAGACAGACGCCGAUCCGCACAACGCCAACAGAGGAUUUUUCUUCGCGCACGUCGGCUGGCUGAUGCAACGCAAACAUCCGGAGGUAUACAAACGCGGCAGGACCGUCGACAUGUCCGACAUUAACAAUGAUCCUUUGGUACAAUUUCACACAAAGUUAGUUCAGUUAUGUACACGCGUAUUGAAAUCUGUAAUGUUUAGGAGGUAGUUCAAACUAGAAGAUUUUGGCCGUGAAUAUAGAUAAUCGGAGAAUGAUUUGUGAGGCGGGAUGGUCCUAGAGGCCGAAUAAACCCUGGGAUAAUGAUAAUAAUAUUACCUGAAUGUUGGCAAAUAAUACUUAUAAGACGCAUCGUGUGUUUUUUCUAUGUAGAUACUUUACUCUGCUAAAGUUACUGUUGUGUUUCAUUUUGCCGAUAAUGGUACCGGUGUUCUUGUGGAACGAAUCUUGGAAUAUAGCCGUGUUCGGAAUGGCAAUAGUUCGGUACGUGCUAAAUUUGAAUUUCACGUGGUCUGUAAACAGCGUCGCUCAUAUUUGGGGCAACAAACCAUACGACACGUGAGUGUAUAAACUAUAAGUAAUUAAUUUAAUGUAUUACAUACGAAGGUUUUGAUUUUUUUUUUUUUUGUGUGUGUGUUUUUCAGACGUAUUCAGCCCGUGCAAAACUCUUUCGUGUCUAUAGUGGCCUUGGGGGAAGGGUGGCACAAUUAUCACCACGUUUUCCCGUAUGACUACAGAGCGGCCGAAAUCGGCGGAUAUUUGCUGAACAUGACAACCAUGUGGCUCGACUUUUUCGGCUAUAUAGGCUGGGCGUACGAUUUCAAAUCGCCGUCCAAACAGNAGGGUGGCACAAUUAUCACCACGUUUUCCCGUAUGACUACAGAGCGGCCGAAAUCGGUGGAUAUUUGCUUAACAUGACAACCAUGUGUCUCGACUUUUUCGGCUGUAUAGGCUGGGCGUACGAUUUCAAAUCGCCGUCCAAACAGCUCGUUCAACAAGUGGCUCUAAAUCACGGUGACAGCAGUUGGCACGAGGUGUCGGACGCAAUUUUAAGGGAUUAUAAGACUUCAUGA